AUGGUGGCGGAGUCUGAUCAAGAUAAUACAAACGAGACUACAGAUUCUACUACAUCAACACUCAAACGCCCCAACCCAUUAGCUUCCAGUAAUUCGCAAUCUACUAAAAAAGUUAAAAAGAGUGACGAGAAGAAGGAUGAGUCAAAGACUAGAAAUGAAGUUUCCUCAAAUAUGGUAAAGAAGCUUAUUGAGGAGUUAUCCGUUGAAACGUCUCGGAUAUUGGAAAUUAAUGAAGAGAGUACUGGUAAUUUCCACGAUUUAUAUCUUGCAAUCAAUAGGGUCGAAGAACAAAGCGAACGUGUAAAUCAACUCAUACUAUGA
Messenger RNA from Acaulospora morrowiae, 321 nucleotides. The record is from the annotation of a GenBank genome assembly. NCBI's taxonomy places the organism in Eukaryota, Fungi, Glomeromycota, Glomeromycetes, Diversisporales, Acaulosporaceae.